Molecule: messenger RNA, 387 nt
Organism: Protopolystoma xenopodis
Lineage: Eukaryota; Metazoa; Platyhelminthes; Monogenea; Polystomatidea; Polystomatidae
Source: the annotation of a GenBank genome assembly
AUGGGCUCAGUUAAUAUGCCUCAGUAUAAUACACAUUUUCUUGGCUGGUUUUCUAUUUCAGUCCUAUUUGAACUAGUCGGUAGAUAUAUCCAAUUUAUAGGCGCCCUUCAAAAAAGAUCAUACCAUUUUUCCAAUCAUGAUCAGCUUUGGUCCGAGGGCGAUAUGGAAGCUAAAUGUGUACAUCAGCCGAAUGUAAAAGGUGAAAAGACUGAAGGCGAGGCAGAUCCUGGAGGGGUCAAUGAUUGGAUCUGUAACAAUGAUGAAGGCCUCUUCGCUCUCAUCAAUCGCUUCAGGUCCGCCCAGUUGGAGAAGUACAAAGAGACGAAGUAUGAAGCCUAUGAUGAAGAGGGCCAGUGCCACACAGUCCAAUUUAUUCCAGCCGUCUGA